This is a messenger RNA of Kuraishia capsulata CBS 1993, 255 nucleotides long. RefSeq lists its product as uncharacterized. The record is from RefSeq and is a predicted model, not a curated record. Lineage: Eukaryota; Fungi; Ascomycota; Pichiomycetes; Pichiales; Pichiaceae. The transcript has a single exon. The coding region runs from base 1 to 255 and encodes 84 amino acids.
AUGUUUUGCGAGGCCUGCGGAACAAUUACUAACAUUUACCCUUUUUUUAGGCAAGUGGUCCAAGGUGGAAUGGUCAUUGAUACGAAUACAAAAAAGAUAGUGGCAGCUGUUGACGAUGCGAAUAAGCAGAAAGACUCGUCGUCCUAUUCUUCAAGCAGAUCGCUUCCUUCGGCGUUGUCUGCCUUGGGAGGUGUGACCAACAGUGCUGGGGCCGCGAGUAUUGGUUCCAGGUUCUUUGGUAGUUGGGGGAGUUGA